Messenger RNA from Trematomus bernacchii (emerald rockcod), 3524 nucleotides. It is a transcript of the gene trib1, whose product is annotated as tribbles pseudokinase 1. The transcript is spliced from 3 exons. Gene Ontology annotation, biological process: protein phosphorylation; regulation of MAP kinase activity; positive regulation of proteasomal ubiquitin-dependent protein catabolic process. Bases 331 to 1419 code for a protein of 362 amino acids. Lineage: Eukaryota; Metazoa; Chordata; Actinopteri; Perciformes; Nototheniidae. Gene Ontology annotation, molecular function: ATP binding; mitogen-activated protein kinase kinase binding; protein kinase activity. The record is from RefSeq and is a predicted model, not a curated record. Gene Ontology annotation, cellular component: nucleus.
GUCGGGCGGAGUGUUCGAGCUCUGAGCUCAACAUCACCGGAGCUCACUCACUCUCCCUCUCUCGUGAGUGUGAGGCGGUCUCUCUUUCUCUCUCCUUUUCUAUGUCUCUUUCUCUAUCUCUCUCCCUCUCAGUCUAGACUCUGAGGGGUAGAAAUUUUCUCACCAAAAGUACACAGACCUCAAAGCCACGGGCAUUCACUCCAAAAAAGGAUUGGAUUAUCGCUGAAGUUUCAUUUCUAAUGAAUCUCACACUGGGACAUGGAGUACACAGUUUGUAGUUUGUUUUAAAAGGACUCAUCCUAAAGCAGUCGGGGUUUCGUGUUUGCUUUGAUGGUGAAUCGGUCUAUCAGGAUGAACUUGCAGUGGAGCAGCCCGGCACCCUGCAUCCGCGCCGGGAGAGUCGCGCACAAGCGGCUGGACUCUGACGAUCAGCCGCCGGCCAAAUGCGCCAGGCUGAGCACCGAGGUGGGGGACACGCAGGGUCUCCUUGGCACCUCUCCCGGAUCCCCGGUCAGCCCCGUCUCCAGCCCUGUCCCGGCGACCAUCCAGGGGCCGUCCAGGAUAGGACCGUUUCUGCUUCUACCUCUGACAGACCGGGAGAGCGUGCACAGCGCGAUGAACACCGACACAGGCGACGAGCUGCUGUGCAAGGUCUUUGAUAUGGCGGUGUACCAGGAAAAGAUCAGAGCCUACGGGAUCCUACCAACUCACAAGAAUGUGGCCGGCUUCAGGGACAUCAUCCUUGGCGAACGCAAAGCUUACGUGUUCUUGGACAAGGACUUUGGGGACAUGCACACCCUGGUGAAGAGCUGGCGCAGGCUGGACGAGGAUCACGGCUGCAGGCUCUUUCGUCAGGUGGCUCUGGCUGUGGCACACUGCCACCAGGCAGGCAUUGUGCUGGGUGACCUCAAACUGCGAAAGUUUGUCUUUGCUGAUGAAAAAAGGACACAAGUGAGACUAGAAAGCCUUGAGGACUGCCGCGUCCUAGAAGACCCAAACAACGACUCCAUGUCCGACACCCACGGCUGCCCUGCCUACGUCAGCCCAGAGAUCCUCAACGGCUCAGCACCUUACUCUGGCAAAAUGGCCGACAUGUGGAGCCUUGGGGUCAUGCUGUACACGAUGCUGGUUGGCCGCUACCCCUUCCACGACCCCGACCCCGCCACGCUGUUUUCCAAAAUCCGCAGAGGCCAGUGCUGUUUGCCAGAGGGCUUGUCGCCCAGGGCCAAGUGUCUGCUCCAGAGCCUGCUGAGGAAAGAACCCUCGGAGAGACUCACGGCCAAUGAGCUGCUCGCUCACCCGUGGUUCCACCAGCCGCCAUCGUCGCAGGAAGUGGCGCUGGGUGAACAGGAAGUGAGUUCGGCAGAACAGAUGGUGCCAUCCUUUGACGUGGAAGAGCAGGAUGAUCUCUUCUGCUGACGGACUCGAUUAAGCUGAGUCUGGCUAAAGGACCAAAUCAAAGAUUGCUAUAAGGGAUCCAUCGUUGUCUUUUUACAUUGGCACUUUUUAGAAAACCCAUUUGUGUACUGUUGAGUGUACAUACACCCUCAAGCUUUCUACAAGAACUUACUGUACUGUAUUUGGUUGUCGUAUAUGUGUUACUUGUUAAGGGCAUUGUUCACAAUGAUAAUACAUUGUGUACGAUUUUGAAAAUAUUUGGUGCUAAAAGAAACGACGAGGACUUUUCCAGAUUAUGUUCACAAAAGAAUCCCUUCAGGCUACUAUGAGUGUAUCAUAGAAAAUGAACCCAAGGCUAACAGUCGUCACCAAUGCUUGCUCUCAGCCUGGACUGACAACGCUUCAGAAAGCAUUACAAGAAUGCUGCUCAACGGGAGGAGACGUGAUGUUGUUCCUCUCACUCCCUGACCGGACUGGAGGCUCCGCCAGCUGACUCACCAACCGGCUCGAGGAAGGCCUCGCACAAACUUGACGUCUCGCAGCAGGCGGUGUCAUAGAGUGAGAAAGAUGCUUAGCGGAGGACUGAUGUGUCACACUCAGCGGGGAUGCUAGGAAGGUCCCUCACUGCCAAGCUGGCAACGUAUCAGCAAAUGGAGAGCAUUUACAAAUCUCACACCAAGCGCAGAAGGUUGAGAAAGGCAGGGUGUUACUGGAGUAAAAUUCACAGAAAAGUGUGGAAAGUUUGUCACACACACACACACACUUCACAAUAAUCAGUGUCACUGGGCCGACACAGAAAACGGUACAAAACUCAGUAAUUUAUUUAUUUUUAACAGUUAAAACUAAAGCAAUUAAAUUGUUGAAUCAAGAAUUCAUUAUAAUAAAGUUGCAUCAGCUAUUAACAGUGCAAUUUUAACUGUGAUCAAUCUGUUUGGCUCUUCUGUAAUGCUGUAAUUAGCCACAGCUAAACCUAACACUAAUGCCAGUUUAAAACUUAAUGCAGUAAGUAGGCCUGGUCACAUGCCCUUGCAGCAACAGAGAUGAUUGGAUAAAUCUUACGCCUCAAGGCAUGAUGCAACAGUAGGAAUUAAGUGGGGAAAGUAAAAACACGGAGAAUGUAUAUGGUACUUCCUCCUGACGCAAUACGAGUUAACUCUCAAUCCAACAAUGUUUGUAUUUUUUAAGAAAUGUGUCAAAUAUCCAGUUAAGCCAUCAAGUCAAAAAGAAACAGAAAAAUUAAGACUUCCACUUAGAAGUUGAACCUGUUUUUGUUCAUUUCUGUUGGAACAUUAUGUCAAGCUGAGUUGCUUUCACAGAGCUGAGCUGUGCCGAGUGUUGUGCCCGUAUCACUGUGUUUCAUAAACUGAAUGGCUCUGAAUCAGUCGCAGUCAUAUCAUAUUUGAUGUUGGUUGUCUGAUGAUGACUCAACACUCGAGCGUGUCUGCAGUGAACAGUCCUGACCUUGGCUGGAAGAAUCUGUUCCGACUGUUUCGCUUCUUUAAAAAUGGUACUUCUUUCCCCCUUCCUUUUUAUUUUCCCGUUGAAAGCUGCGGAUCCAUGGAGACUCGUCAUAUAGUUAGUGACAUGAAUUUACUGCAUUCUAAAAUAUGUUUUAUCGUGGAUUGUGACAGGCGGAUGAAGCGCUUCAGUGACGUUUAUCCUCACAGGCUGUAGACCUGCAGUUAGCUACAUUUGUUUUGACCCUGGUACUAAAUGUGGCAUAUCUGAGAAGCACUGUGCAUUCAAUUUUUCACACAGUAGGCUGAUAAAACAUCUGUUGCAGUUCUCUAAUUAUUUUCUCUCAUCUGCUUGAAAAACCAGAUGGUAACCGACUUGUGACAAUCUGAAUUGUUCCUUACAGAAAAGUAAUUUAAGAGAUUUAUGAUUUUGUUCCCGAAUCAUAUAUGUAAAUUGAGUCACACAUUCAUGUGAUACGUAGAGUAAACUGACACGGGUGCACAAACUUCAUAUUGCACUGUGAAUUAUGUAUUUGUGACACAACCUAGAGGCUUUUAAAGGUCUAGACAGGUUACACAGGAAAUAUAUUCAUUGUACAAAAGAUGUAAAUAUGUAUAUUUCAAAUAUGUGUGAAGAUGUUGAAUAAAGAUCACAUUUUUUCAUAUUCA